AUGCAAGCCACGAGCGCCACCGGGCCUGCCGCCUCCAGCGACACGCGUGCCUCACUCUCGCGCGCGUCCACCGCCUCCAAAUGUGUCGAAAUUCGUGCUGUCAAUGAUCCCAAUGUUGACUGGAGGUCGCUGUUCGUGGAAGGCCCAGAGCUCCGUGACGCCCUCGAAGAUGACUCCUCCCAUUCAGCCUCAGAUCCUGAUGAAGGUCUGCCCUCGCGCGCACAGUCAAAUCUUGAGCCGUCGGGGGACAUAGCAGGCAAUCAGGCGGUCAAUGAUGGUGCUCAGCUCCUGGAGAGCAUCUUGGCGACGCUGCAGUUCAUGAAGAGCCGUGGACUGAGACUCUCCGACUUCCUAGACGCGAUACUAUGGGGCAACAAGGCAUGCAUUCACAACAACGUUGUCCGCGGCUCGCGCACUCAGUUGACGAGAAGCCCGCUUCUCCCGCGCAUUCUCUGCCACCUCUAUCAUCCUCCGCGCAUCAGUCAUGGCACGAGGCCUUACGGCACAACAAGCAUGAUGCGUGAGGUCACGUGCAAGAUCAUGGAAGAGGAGAUGGAAUGCGAGAUGAGGUCCUUGUCAUUGGUUCUCUACUCAAAGGCGAACUUGGACCUCACAGAUGCCGAGCUUGAUUUGAUCUCCCUCUCCUUGAUAAUCUCCCAAAUCCGCACCAAAGCGCCUCUCUCUUGUUGGGAUUGCUUACUCUACACCUCCGAAACAGUCUCUCUGCUUGCUUAA
Schizophyllum commune H4-8 is the source of this 735-nucleotide messenger RNA. RefSeq lists its product as uncharacterized. Bases 1 to 735 code for a protein of 244 amino acids. The transcript is spliced from 3 exons. The record is from RefSeq and is a predicted model, not a curated record. NCBI's taxonomy places the organism in Eukaryota, Fungi, Basidiomycota, Agaricomycetes, Agaricales, Schizophyllaceae.